AGGUCAUGAAUUAAAAAGAAGAAGCAAAUGUGAUUAUUUCAUGAUAAAAUAUAAUUUCUAUUAACAAAAUGAACAGUACAUUUAAAUUAUUUUCAUGCAUGCUGUACAAUCCAGUUAACAGAUUACACACUUGCGCUCCGAUUCUAGCCUGGUCUAAACCUGUUCUGCCAAUGAAAUUCAUAAACUACAAUAAAAAAGUAUAUCCACCUCAAAUAAAUGGCGAGGAACCACGUCCAGCAUAUAUUUGUCAUCAAAAAACUAAUAUUAAAUACAGUCCAAAAAAAUUAUGGUACAUAGCAUCAUUUGUAAGAGGAAUGACUGUAGAUGAAGCAGUGAAACAGUUAAGUUUUGUUAACAAAAAAGGAGCAGCAUAUGUUAAAGAAGCUAUCCUUGAAGCUCAAGAACUGGCUGUUCAGCAGCACAAUGUGGAAUUUAGAAGUAAUUUGUGGAUAGCUGAAUCAUUUGGUGGGAAAGGUAUGCUUAUAAAAGGCAUAAGGAGACAUGCUCGGGCAAGAUUUGGUGAAGUGCGUUAUCAAUAUAGUCACUAUUUUGUACGCUUAGAAGAAGGAAAACCUCCAGAAGACUAUUACAAACGAAAACCUUUGACACCACCCCAACAACUUGAUAUAUGGUUAGAUCAAAUGAGGAAACGAAAAAUUAUUAAUUCAUAUUGAGGUUCAUAAUAAAAAGUAGCAUUAAAUAGAAAAUGCUUUUGU
This is a messenger RNA of Diatraea saccharalis (sugarcane borer), 716 nucleotides long. NCBI's taxonomy places the organism in Eukaryota, Metazoa, Arthropoda, Insecta, Lepidoptera, Crambidae. The record is from the annotation of a GenBank genome assembly.